ACGCCCUGCGGAGCCUGCUGGAGGCCCUCACCAGCCCUCCCUACGCCCCGACCCAGCACCUGGAGCGGGAGCAAGCCCUGGCCAAGCAGUUCGCCGAGAUCCUGCACUUCACCCUCAGCUUCGACGAGCUCAAGAUGACCAACCCCGCCAUCCAGAACGACUUCAGCUACUACAGACGGACCAUCAGCCGGAAUCGCAUCAACAACCUGCAGCUGGAUGCAGAGAGCGAGGUGAACAAUGAGAUGGCCAACAGGAUGUCCCUCUUCUACGCCGAGGCCACCCCCAUGCUGAAAACACUCAGCAAUGCCACCACCAAGUUCGUUUCAGAGAACAAGACCCUCCCGAUCGAGGACACCACCGACUGCCUGAGCACCAUGGCCUGUGUGUGCAGGGUGAUGCUGGAGACCCCGGAGUACCGGAGCCGCUUCACCAACACCGAGACCCUGCUCUUCUGCAUGAGGGUGAUGGUCGGCGUCAUCAUCCUCUACGACCACGUCCACCCCGUGGGGGCCUUCGCCAAGACCUCCAAGAUUGAUAUGAAAGGCUGCAUUAAAGUCUUGAAAGACCAACCCUCAACCAGCACCGAGGGGCUGCUGAACGCUCUGAGGUACACCACUCGGCACCUCAACGAUGACACCACGUCCAAACAGAUCCGGGCCCUGCUGCAGUGAGAGCGGGGCGGCCACCGGAGCCGCACGUCACCGUGUCACCGACGCCCAUGACCAUACAGCUCAUUUUGUACAGAGGGAAAAGGGACAACGAGGAACACACAGAAAUAUUCAAAGCAAAUGGAAACGGCCCCGGGCCGCCCUCCCCUGCCACGGGCUCCUGCCCCCACCUUCCCACCCCCGAAUCAGCACCCGCUCCUGGACACGAGGGGCGGGUGGCACCGUGGGGACACCGCGCCGGGGGGGCCGGGGC
Messenger RNA from Cyanistes caeruleus (blue tit), 921 nucleotides. The record is from RefSeq and is a predicted model, not a curated record. Lineage: Eukaryota; Metazoa; Chordata; Aves; Passeriformes; Paridae.